CGAGCAGCUAAGUAUCUUUGUCUGUGGGGUAGCAAGAAAACUUUCAGCUGCGCAUUUGUGUUUUUUCACUACCAUAACAGAAAAGGAACAGAAAACACUGUCACGAGUGCGUUAUAUUUCUGGUCCUUUCUGAGCUCUCUUGAGUGAACAGAGGGUGUCCCAUCAGACAACAUAUCUCCUAUUGUGCAGGAGGUUCUAGUGAACAGAAAUGAACGAAUCUCUUAAUGACAGCAUAUAUGACAAUAACUAUGAGGAUCAAGUCUGUGAAAAAGCUGAGGUGGUCAAGUUUGGAUCCUUUGCCGUUCCUGUUUUUUUCUCCAUCGUGAUCACACUGAGCCUCACGGGAAACAUCCUUGUGCUUGUCAUCCUGGCUUUGUAUGAAAACCUCAAGUCUCUUACCAACAUUUUCAUCCUAAACCUGGCCAUCUCUGACCUCGUCUUCACCACCGGUCUUCCAUUCUGGGCAGUUUAUCACAUAUGGGGAUGGUUGUUUUCGGAGACUCUGUGCAAAAUUGUGAAUUUUGUUUUCUUCACUGGGUUUUACAGCAGCGUCCUCUUCCUAACCAGCAUGACCAUCUACAGGUAUUUGUCGGUGGUCCAUCCUCUCUCUGACCUGAGGGCAAAGAGAGCCAGCACACGAGUUUUUUUGUCUUUUCUACUGUGGGUGGUCAGCAUUGGAGCAGCCAUGCCCUAUCUGCUCUACAGCUCCAUAGUCUCAAUCUACCACAAUGGUGAACAAUCCCUGGGUUGCGAAUACGAAACGACCUUGUUGAGAAACAUUUCUGUCACCCAACAGAAUGUUUUCUUCUUGAUUGCUUUUGCAGUGAUAGCUUUCUGCUACAUUAAGAUACUGGGAAAAAUCACGAAAGCCCGAUCUAGCACAAGAAACAGAGCUGUUAAGUUAGUCUUCUGUAUCGUUGCUGUGUUUUUCCUCGGCUGGGUGCCUUACAAUGUUGUCAUCUUUCUAAGGAUUUUAGGUGAAAAUUUGGUUAAGCCAUUCGAUGACUGUGAAACAAGCAUCCAGCUCGACUAUGCAUUCAACGUGUGUAGGCUCAUUGCUUUCUCCCACUGCUGCCUGAACCCUGUCUUUUAUGCAUUUGUUGGUGUAAAGUUUAGGAAUCAUUUGAAGUCCAUGCUGCAUCGAAUGUGUAUUUGUAGAAGUCCAGUCGAAGAACAGCAAAUUAGGAUGCAAAACUUCUCACGAGGAUCAAUGUACUAGUUGUUAUUGAAGUAUUUUAUUUAUUUCAAUUAAGUACUGCACCAUUGAUUAAAAACAAAAACAAAAAUAGUCGAGCAUGCAUUUGGUAAAAUACCUUUCCGUCAAAAUAAACAAACUGCUUCAUAUGUUUCCAUUUGUAGUAAGGGACAGAGACUAUUCAAAUCAUAAUUUUGCUGUUUAUUGAUGUUUGUCUUUGCUGUAACUAUGUCAUAAAUGUACAUUGAACUCACAACUCAAA
Molecule: messenger RNA, 1457 nt
Organism: Labrus mixtus (cuckoo wrasse)
Lineage: Eukaryota; Metazoa; Chordata; Actinopteri; Labriformes; Labridae
Gene: xcr1a.1
Product: chemokine (C motif) receptor 1a, duplicate 1
Exons: 2
Coding region: 209-1219 (336 amino acids)
Biological process (GO): chemotaxis; G protein-coupled receptor signaling pathway; immune response
Cellular component (GO): membrane
Molecular function (GO): chemokine receptor activity
Source: RefSeq, a predicted model, not a curated record